CUUCAAUACAUUCAGGAUUAUACGUCUUUAAUAUUUGGAACAAGUGCUGGUAUUCUUCAAUUAGAAUCUUAUUAUGGAUUCGCUUUUUUUUCAAUCACAUCAUUAAUAAUAACACUACUCUAUGUCAUAUUCGUUACAAAAUUGAAACCUUCAUUGUUUUAUGAAAAUCCUUUAAAUGAUAUUUUUUUAAAUAAUUUAUCAAGAAGUCUUACAGCUUAUCUCAUGAUGUGGACAUUAACUUAUGCAUUGGUGCAAUCCUGA
Hansenula anomala is the source of this 261-nucleotide messenger RNA. It is a transcript of the gene EMC6, whose product is annotated as Emc6p. Gene Ontology annotation, biological process: protein folding in endoplasmic reticulum; autophagosome assembly. The annotation marks the transcript as partial. The transcript has a single exon. The record is from RefSeq and is a predicted model, not a curated record. Gene Ontology annotation, cellular component: membrane; EMC complex; endoplasmic reticulum. NCBI's taxonomy places the organism in Eukaryota, Fungi, Ascomycota, Saccharomycetes, Phaffomycetales, Wickerhamomycetaceae.